AUGUCAUCGUUCUCGAGCCCGUAUCAGCGCCACAAGAACGACGAAGGAGUCUGUGUAGUCUACAAUGCUGAUCGCCAUGCAGCUGCUGUACUUACAGGUCUAGGCGAUUGCGCAAAUAACGAUAAACAUGGUAAAGUCGGAGCGGCACCUUUUUCAUUUUAUUCAGAAGGCGACAUUGCAAUCAAAUCGGUAAAUAAAAAGCGGAAUUAUAGAAAGCGGAAAGCUACGCAUACGGUGCGCAAAGAGGAGAAGCUAGCACUUGAGCAGGAGAUUGAAAUACUGCAAAAAGAUCUCGAACUGUUAAAAAUGAAGGUCAUAAUCGAAAAUGAUGGAAAGACACAGUCAGACCGAAAGCGUUUGGCCAAAACGAUUGUUUUGAGAGAGGCUGUGCAAGAGAAGCAUUUGGUGCUGGCUAGAGCACACGCAAUGCUAGCAGGGCAUUCUCAACAAUGGAUCUACAGAGUGCAUCCGACAGAAAUCACAAUUCGACUGGGAAACGACAGAGGCGAAAGAUUGAGAACUUUGAGUGCGCUCGGAAAACCUAAAUUGGAGAUAGCGAGAAGGUAUCUAAUGGAAAGAGCUCGAGGAUUGAGUUCAACGUCUCCGUAUUUUCAGGAAGAGCGGUACACUACGAUUAAUGGCGAUUACUGUGUUGAGCGAUUUGACGUGAUUCCUUUUCGAGGAGCCAGACUUAGCGUGCAAGAGGUAUUUGCAGCACUUCAACAGGCAACUGUCAACGCCGAAAUCAUUGUUUCUGAAUUGUCAGGUAAUAUCACUAUUCGGGAUGAUGAUGAACUGGAAAAUGAACAUUUCUCGCAUAAGCGCUUUGUAUCGCACAUGUCGCAGGGUGUACAAAUCGAAUCAAACCUCGUGCUCUUCUCGGACUUGCAAGAAGGUGGGCACGACUGUGAUGAGAAUAAAUGCUAUGCGAUCAUGGCGUCGGAAUUUGUCGAUGAUGAUGCAAAAUACCCGUACAGACCAAAUGAACGCAUCAGGCGCGACUUGACGACAGUUACAAUGGUGACGUCGUGUCGAGAGACUUCCGUUAACGGGAUGAACCCCAAUACCAUUGAGUUUGUGGUGGUUGUCAAGCGGUGGGCAUUGACGAUUGUACGACAGCCUGCUAUGUUUGUACCCGAUCUUGUUUGGAACGAAAUACGCUACGAUCAGGUGCGGUGGGCGGACCUUAUGUUUAACUGCGUGCGUCAGACACUCGGAUUGCCCGUGGAGCAAUAG
Molecule: messenger RNA, 1236 nt
Organism: Plasmopara halstedii
Lineage: Eukaryota; Oomycota; Peronosporomycetes; Peronosporales; Peronosporaceae
Exons: 1
Coding region: 1-1236 (411 amino acids)
Source: RefSeq, a predicted model, not a curated record